This is a messenger RNA of Schistosoma curassoni, 10416 nucleotides long. The record is from the annotation of a GenBank genome assembly. Lineage: Eukaryota; Metazoa; Platyhelminthes; Trematoda; Strigeidida; Schistosomatidae.
GCGAUAUGACCUUCGCUGUGUUAAUACAUCUUCAAAGUUUGUUUUGGCUACUAAGUUUUGGUCAUGCCCGAGUAUCCUCUAUGUCCUUUUAGUCCAUCCAUCUCAGAAAUACAGCAGGUGAAACGUGAAGAAAUUGAACGUCGAAAAAGGUUAAGAAUUCUUCAGGUUCGAAUGCAAGCCAAAAGAAAUGCUACCAAAGUUAGAAUGUUAUACAAUGCUAAGAAACAGCAGUUAUCAGAUGUUGUUGCAAGAGAUCUUCAAGUAAUCAGUUUUUUCUCAUUUUUCAGAUUAAGCGUGUAAGAGAGGAUAUGAAACUUCUAGAAGCGAAGAAGGAUGAAUAUUGUAAUGUUAUGAAUCAGUACGGAAUUGGACAUAGAUCUGCGGAAAAUUGGGCAAGCUCAAUUUCUUAACCGUUAAAUAGAUUUCCUCAUUAACCAAUUUUUAAAGAUGUGCUAGCCAUAUAUUCUUAAACGUUUCUUAACGUACCAAGUUUUUAGUCACUGUCGUAACGACUUAAUGCAAUGAGGUUUUAAUUCUUUCAUGUAAAAUAAAUACAGGCAACGUCACGUGGCUGAAUUAUGUCAUUCGUUCAACCUACUGCUAUUUUAGUCUAUUAUUCGUCUACAGCUUUCCCCAAGUGUUUCAAUAGUUCUGGACGAAAGAGAAGCUUUUGCUUGACAGGUCUCCGUACGUAGUGUCAGUGAAUCACAGAUAUGGAUAAUAGAUAGUCGUGCAUACCGCAUUAUAUCAGGGACUCAAUGAUUUUUGAGGGUACAGAGAGAAGUGCUACCGGUAGGUAGCUUGAAGGUUCGCUGCGUCGACUGGUGUGAUGUGAGCCAAUUUCCAAUUUUCUGAUAGCAUGCUUCUGCUUAGCGAAUGUCAGAACAUCACGCCAAGCAGUGUUGUCAAGUUUGAAGCUGCUUCUAUCAGUAUAGCAGAAUGGACCACAUCCGAAAAAGGAUAAGUAUCGCUUUCUUAGGUGCUGCGUUUUCUGUUACACCAAUUCGGCGCACGGAUUCACUUCUAAAAGUCCUAUGCAGAUACAAAUUAGUUUUUCAUCAAUAUAGCUUGUGUGGGUCGAUUGGAAUGUCACAGAGUACUGUUCUGCCAGAAGGUCAGCCUUGUCACUUCCAUACCACAUUUUAAUUGCUGGUGUGCAUCUAUAUGUAUAGAUAAACUGAUAUUGACUCCUUGAAAUGUUUGUUAGUGAGAAUAGUUUCAUUAGAUAAUCCAGUUGCUCAUUCGAUUCGACUAAGUAAAUGGAGUAGAUUACGUAGUCGAACUGCCAAUAUUUUCACUGCAUCAGUUCUCAAGUCGUAGUCCGAUAGACUUCUAGAGGUACGAUAGUCAAUCUUAUAAAUAUGUGAAUUUAUACUUUGUAGGAAAGGCAACUAUGUGCUCAGAACUGUGGUUUCCGCUUGCUUAUCAGUUGAGAAAUAAAUGGUAAAAGAUUGAAAUAGUGGUUAUAUAAUAGCAAAUGGUUGUUAUUUUUAUUUUUGCAAGACAUAACCUCGGGGUAUUCUAUUCGGUCUUGUGUUCUAUAUCCUGGUAACUAUCACCGGGAUAAAUCUAUGUAAGUGACGAACUGUGACUUGCAAAGGAAUACAGGACACACAUUUUGUCCUGUUUGAGACCAGUCAGUGAGAUACAUUGACAUCUCACUGUCAAUGGUCGAAGUAGGAUUCGAAUUAAUUUCCUCCCAUUUAGAGUCCUCAACUGGUCAUCUACUGGGUCAUUGUGUCCUGGUAUGCAUUAACUCGUUCAAGAGUUAUGGUGUUUAUAUAAUUAUUGGUUUUGAAUUACCUGUUGUUGUUAUUUUUGAAUGAAUUUUGGUCUUUAGAUGAUGUGUUUGAUGUUCGGAGCGAAAGUUACUGGGUCUGAGUUGUAGUGUGGACAUGGGCAUUGAUAUGGAGGUACAUUUAACUGAUGAGUCUGAGAUAAAGCGAGAGGUUCAUCCUAUGUUCCACUGCUAGUGACAAUUCAUCUAUUCUAUGAAACAUGUGACUUCAUGACAAUAUCGAUACAAUCUGUUGAGGAUACGUGUGUACUGGACAAGACUGAUCAAAAUCCAGUUAAUAACACUAACAGCGGAAAGAUUCAAAUACUUACAAAUGAAUAAUAACAAGUAAAUCAGGUAUCAAAACUUUGAACCAUAAUGUUUCCAGGCGUCGAUAAUCCCGUCAAGGACACAACAACAAAGAAAAUAUGUCCUAAAAAUAAUCGGAUACGAGUUAAGUUGCAAUGUGUACCAUUUACUUUGAAGACAGCACGCGACUGUAUCAAAUAAGUACAAGCAAUUAACGAAAUGAAUCGAUUUCUCUCCAUUCGGAAUGAGCAAGUUGCUCCGAAUAAGUAGUUUUUGGUGACCAAAACACAAUCGAAACUAAAUAAUGAUGAGAGGAAAGAAAUCUCACUACAUAUAAGAAAACGUAUGUCGAUAUCAAAUGAAAAUGUAGAUUUAUAUGACUGAGAAUUCGCUACAAUGGGGAAAGCACACUGCACAUGUUCCAUAAAAAUGGUCGGUAUUAAUGUGAACUACUGAAUAUUACUAAGUAGUAAAGUGUGACAAAUAGAGAAGCGAGCAAGGCUUUCUACUGAUUACCAUAAGAUAUUUCCAUUCAAUCACAUCAGAUUGUUUUAAUAGUUAAAUAUCGAUCUUUAUCUAAUAAGAUUUGGUUGUCACUGACAUUUGGACCAUCAGCUCAGGUUUUUUUAAUAUCUGGAUGAAUCAGUGAAUCUUAUCUUUUUUGGUGUUUUUACAUUGUAAAUCUAAUUGGCUGACUUAUUUCCGAUCUUUAAUUAUUUAAAUGUCUUUAGACUGAAUGAAAUUUUCGAACCUAUGAAAUUCAUCGCACAAAUUUUCGGGAAUCAAAUAUUUUCAGAAAGCGGGAUUUGUGGAGAUUGUAGUAAUUUAGUAUUUCGUCACUACGAUUUCACUCAUAUUUUCGCACUGAUCAUUUUUGUUCUGAAAGUAAUUUAUGUUAUAUCUUGCAAUUAUAAAAUAUUCUAUUCCGUUUGUGAGUCAAAUAAUCAUAAAAGGUGUGUCAACCUUAUAAGCUUAUUUUAUUUAUCAAGCUACUACGUAUCCGUUUUUGGUUAUUUUAGAAUGAUCCUACCUUAGAAACCUAUUGGAAUCUGUCUGUAGCCCAGAGACGAGCUAAAGAUCGAUUUCAUAUAGCUGUGGACAAAUUGCAUAAAGAAAAGCUAACUCAAGACCUUGCACAACAUGAAACGCAGGAAAGGAUUAAAGAAGUUAGAAAUACUGAGAAAAAACGAGCUGCUUUAAUUGCUUCUCUACCACCACCUAAGGGUAUUCUAUCUGAAGAAAUUCUAAAACCUUCCUUCGCUUGUGAACCCUUGGUUCUUGUGUAUGACAUUGAAGCUAGAAACACAAUACAUACACAAAAUGUGCAAUCCAGAGUAGUUAUUAAAAACAACGAAGUUGACGAAGAAAAAGAUAUUGGAUCUCAAAGUGCUGCGAUUUCAGCGUGCAAAGAAGAACAACGUAUACAAGCAAUUGAGCGUGAAAAUGCCAUUCAUGCCCGUGAAGAUCUUAUCAAAGCUGAUAUGCGUGGACGUCAAGCAAUGAGAAAAGAGCGUGUCCGUCAAUAUUAUCAAGCUUUACUAAAUCGUUUGGAUGAAGUCAAGCGUAAUGAGGCUUCACUUCGUAGAAGUCAAUUAUAUUCCGAAACCGUUAAAAGCUCCCAUGUUCCUGGUGGUGGUCCAUUUAAUGAUGCCGUUGUAAAUCGUCGGAUGGAAAAAGUCUUUGAGGCUGAAUUACUUUAUCAGUUGUCAAAUUUAAAUCGUGAAGAAUACAUCGAUGUUAUUGAAGAAAAUACUUUGGAAAACGAUAAUAAUAAUAAUAAUAAUAACGAUAUAAAUGGAUAUAACGAAGUGUUGGAUAUGGAAUGUAAACAAAAACGCUCAUCCGUAAAGGAUGUAACACUUACUAAUGAUAGUAAUCUCGUUGAACAACCAAUGUCGCUGUCAAAUUAUCGCGUUUUAGAAUUUGAUCAGGAUAUCAAAGAUGUUGAUGAAAUUUCACAUCAUGAUGAACAUUUAAGCAUGGAAGAAGAGGAACUAGUGCAUGAUGAAAAAAAAUCUGUUAACUCGACUGAUUUAGGACCUGGUGAAAGACCAAUUCUACCUGAUAUUCGUCGUUGUCGUAUUCUUUCUGAAUCAAUUAAUCUUACAAAUUCUGUUCAUAAUAUAAACCCUAAUAAGACAUCUAAACUAAUUCAUGGAAAUUCAAAAAUAUCUCCACAGUCUAUUGCAUUAAGUAAAACAUCAUUUGAAAAUAAUUCUGCUAGCGAUAUUUGUACAGACGACGAGAACAUACAGUUACGUCAAAAAUUACUAGAUGAAGAAUUGGACAUGAUUGAUAAACGCAUUAAUCGACUUCGACUCAGCUCGGCUUGUGAUCUUCAUGAAAAUCAGUCACAUUCAGCUAAAUUGUCAAGAAAAGAUUUGAAGGAAUCUACUCAAAUAAAUGACAAUAUAACUCCUAGAAAUAUGUAUAUAGUUGAAGGUUGUGUUUAUGGAGAUAAUGGAGUUAGUGAUAGAAAAGAUUCUUCAAAUUUGCCGAUAGAUUUAUUGAACACAAAACCUAACACAGGUGAAACACCUUCAUUAUCUUUGAUAUCACAACCGACUACAACUGUUGCACUGGACGUGUUUUCUUCUGAAUCGACAGCAGUUGCCCAAAAGAUAAGCACAAGUAUGGCAUCAAAUAAUCAAAGUAGCUAUAACACGGAAUCUACUGUUGUCAAAUAUUGUAUUUCAAAGCCGAUAACAGGUGUUUUGGCUGAACGUGCUCGUGAUCUUAUAAGGAUUCAAAAAGCUAAAUUGUUAAAUCUUGAAAAGUACAAAUCUACAGUUGAACUUUCACAAUCUUCACAUACAUCUAACCAAAGUUCUGUUGAUAUGGACUCGGAGAUUUUCACAAAUUCUCCAGCUACAAAUAUGGAAAUUAGUGAAAACGAAGAUGUAAGUUGUUUCUCUCCAGAUGAUUCGAAACAGACAAUGGAUUAUUGUUCUAUCACUAAAAUUGGGAAACAUUCUUCUAGUUGGCGCACAAAUGACGAUAAACAGUCUUUCGAGUUUUCUCUACAAAAGAAUGAAUCGUCGAUACCAUCUACAGAAACGCCAGUUAUUUUUAAUAAGUCUAUACAACCACCGAAAAGUCAACAUGAUGAUGCAUACGACAAAUCACAUUAUAGUGAGAUCGUUAUUUUUGAUGAUGCCGCUCAAGAUGUGAGCAAAACUCCAGAUCAUGAAUCGUGCUUCGAAACUGUAUCUUGUAUCAAGAAUUUGAAUAAGAUGAAUUACGAAUCUUACAAGCAUCCACAUGAACUAAACACUAUUCAAAUAUCAAAUAAAAAAAAUCAAAAACUAGAGAUAAUGGUUCCUUUUCAAUCGUCUCCCUCAGAUCCACCUAUUAAAAUAUCUUCACAGUCAACACACUUAGUGGAUUUGCCGGCUAUGAAUAAUUUUUCAACAGUUCAGUCACCAUCGUCAUCAUUAUCAUCAUCAUCUUCAUCAACAUUAUCACCACAAUCAUCAAUGAAUUCACCAUCGUCGAUUGGAUCGAAACAAACCAUACCACCGUUAUCAAGUUCCGAUAAACCGCAAUCAUUAGAAUCAUACGCUACAUCAGAUACUUUAAAAGCUGAAUUAAAAGCAUUACUAACAUCGUCACUGAUCAAUUCAAUUAUUAGUCAUAAUUCAAGUGUAACAACUGAUACGAAUGAUUUGAAAAAAUUAUUUAGUUCACAAAGUUAUCUGUUGUCCUCUCUAUCGGGAAUUUAUCGAAAUGCGAAAACUCAAACAACUGAAAUUUCUUCUGAAACCGAAUUACCUUAUCCAACCACAUCUAUUUCUUCAAUUUCCUCUUUAAAUCCUUCACAAUUAUCAUCGAGCCCAAAAAAUGCUCAAUUAAAAAAGCUUUCAGAUAAUACAAGUAAUGAUCAACAGUCAAAUGAAAAUUCCACCGAACAUCCUCUUUGUGAUGUUCAUGCGGAUAAUCAAUCAAUCAACAGUAAUUACUCGAAUAAACUAACUGUGAACAGUGAUUUAAUUCAAACAAUCAAACAACGUAUUCUGAAUAAAUAUAUAAAUGCUAACAAAGAAUGGCUUGUUACUUUAUCUGGUUUAAAUAAUGGUAAAUUAUUACAAACUCAUUCUUCAUCGUCAUCACAUUCAAAGUCAAGUGUAGAAUUUCAUUGUCUCUCUGAAGUAACUGAUCCCAAAGAAAUUGAUUGGUCUGAAACAAGAUCUGAUUCAUCGUCGUUGCGUUCAAAACAAAUUUCCAUAAGUAAAUCUCCUGAAACUCAUGAAAAUUUUUCUUCAUCUCAAACAAUUAGUCCGUUAAGUAUGAUUUAUUCAACACGUUUUAAACCAUUACCACGAUUAGAGGAGGCAACAUCUGAAGAGUCAAUACAUACUGUUCAAGUUACUUCAGAUUUCAACAAUCUGUCGAAUACACCUUCGUCAUGGACAGAUAGUAGAAAAUCAUCAGAAUUCGGUAAUUUAUCUAUUUAUUCUACAAUAAAUUCUAGUACGACGUAUAUGCCUGAUAACUUUGUAAAAAAUGAAAUUACCAAUUCAUCUAUUCAGAACGUACUAAACAACGAAGUUUACUCACAUCAUUUAUCUGAGGAAAAUGAUACAAUUAAACAGUUACUUGAUAACAUUCCAAAUACUCCAGUUGAAUCAAAUAACAAUGAGAUUGUGCCCUGUCUAGGCUCUAAAUUAUCAUCAACAUCUUUUUCAGAGAAAUCAGAUAAUGGGACACUCAAUGUUCAGGAAUUUGGUCUUAAAAUUGUUUCAUGUGCAAUACCUGUUGAUGAUCAGCGUAACAAUGUAAUAACAACAAGUGAAACGCCAGUUAUAAUCAACGCAAUUUCAAGCGAUAAUAUACUCGUCGAAAAUCUUUCUGAGAAUUCUCGACCAUCUAGUCCUGCUGAAGGGGCAGUUAGUAAAUUUUCUCCUAGUUAUCAUCAAAAUGUAAAGUUUAAUGUUUCCGCUUCUUUACCGUCUGUCUUUGUUGAGAGUAUGGAUGGGUGCGAAAAAUAUCAAAGACAAACUGAGACAGUGCAUUGCUCUUCUGAUAAUAAUCUCAAAACAUUUAUGCAAACAAAUGAAACCUCACUCACAGAUUCAUUAAGAUCUUUCGAACGACAUGAGGUUCGCUGUGAUCUGCUGAGUAAUUCAGGAACAUUUACAGCUGGUGGUUUUAAAAAUCAGUUUCCCGAUACAUUAUCUAAUAAUGUUGACGCUAAAAAUGUCUCUUCACCUACUGAUACUUUAAAUAACAAAAAAACAACUGAGAAACCAACAAUUACUCAUAGUAAAUGUUUAAUAAGUAAACAUACAAUAAAAGACUUUAUGAAUAAUCAACGUGAUCGUAUAAAUUCUAACCGUGUUGUAAUUAAAACUUCAAAUACGAGGAAACUAGAUUCAUUUGUAUGUAAUUCGUCUAAGCAAAGAACCACACGCAGUGGGAUUGUUCAGAGUAUGGCUACAAACGGACAAAGAUCUAUAAAAAGUAAACCCUCAAAUGUUAACAAUCCAUCCUCAACUACCCAAAUAAUUCGUAAAUCUUCUUUAAAGUCGGCUAAUGUUACCAAUUUGUUCGUUAAUAAUAAACAGCUUCCAUCCAUACCAGUGUGUACAUCGAAUUCAACUAGAUUAUCUAGUAAACAAAUUAAAACUUCUGAAUCCUACAAUUGUACAAAAUUAAAUCCUUUUAAUCAAGCUAAAGUAUUACAAAUGGAACUAAUACAAUGGCAACAGAAACGCUUAAAAUGUUAUCAAGAAUCACGUAAUAAUGAAAUGGCAAUCUCAACAAAUAAUGUCAUUCCGAAAACAAAUACGAAUUGUAUUUCAAUCGAUGUGGACAAUAAUAUUCCACUUAUAUCAGAUGAUAAUGUUGAUAAUAUUAUUAACUUGAAAAGCAUUCCUGGGAGCAUUCAAAUCAAGAAUGAUCAACAACUACUUGAAAACAACAAAUCAUCGCCCUCAAGUGAUAACGCAGAUCAAACUUCGGUGGAUUUGGCUAUGGUGAAUGAAGAUCAACCAGUGGUGUUUUGUCUUCCAGGAAUUGGUACUUCACAUCCUCCUCUAGCAGUUUGUUCCGGUGAUUUGUCGAUUAUUGAACCAGUAUCUGAAAUGAAUGUUCCGUAAGUUGUAUUUAGGAGUAUUUGUCUUACAUCAUUCUAUGCAGAUUAUGUGUCGAACUUUAACAUAAUAGAUGAAAUUACCAUUUUAUUUAAAUUUGUUCACAAUUGUAUUAUCUCUAUUUCUAUCACUGUUUACCUACUCGAGUAUCAGUAACUUGUAUUAAGUAGUCUGUAUUGUCUACCUGUGAUAAAUAUUUCUUUUCUGGAUCUUUAUACCAUUAACACUGUUACUAAUUCUACUACUCUAGGGUUUACCUUAAAAACUUCAUCUUGCUCUGCUAAUGGGGUAUGGCAACUUGAACCGACGUGCACACGUACCAGAUUUCCUGUUUUAUUUGACUAACUUAAUGAAACUAUUCAUUUAAUAUUGAUAUGUUUGUAAUAUUUUCAAGUUACUUUGGUUGUACAAUGACUUUUACUCUAUUUUUAUAUAACUUUUAGUUGUAAAAAAUAAACAUGACAUCUGUUGAUGAUAUAUUUACUCAGUAUCAGGAUUCUCUAGUAUGCAAUGUUGGGUGACGGUUUUCGUUUAUCAUAGUAAUUCUAGUUAACAGUGGAUAUCAUUUAGAAGUCUUUUUAUUUCACUCAGGAUCACAAUAUUUCAACUGAUAUUAUGAAUCAUAUUUGUGUAAGAGACUAUGGGACGAUCUGAUUUUACACUCAAAUUGAAUCUCAUCAUCAUUUUCACAAGUCUAAAUAUUCAAACCGUUACACUGUACCAUUUACACGAUGACCGAAUAAGUUCAACCAUGUUAAAAGCUAAACAGAUAUCAUUGACGGCACUAAUAUAUGAUUGUUGUACAGUACCACAAAUUGACUGAAGUUGUAAAUGUGGACUAUCAGAUUCUUCAUCUUCAGUUAUUUUCCGUCUUAUGUCAGUUUCGUGAUGAAAACUAACUUGAUAUUGAACAAUUUCCAAACAUACACACAGAUAAACAUUAAGUCAAUAGGCUCAUCAACUAUUUGUAUGCGUGAUAGUUUAUGACUAUCAAAACAAAUUAAAAAGUUUAAUCUCAUAAUACUGAUAGUUAUUAAAUCUUUAUUACAGAAGUACUAAUCACUUAUAUGCUUGAAAUAAUUAAUAAUAACAGUUAGUGUCGUUCGCGGCUAGUUCAUUUAGUGGUAUGUUGCCAUUUUGUGCUGCAAACUUUAGAUUAGUGGUCUAAUAAAAUACUGGUGUUUUCUUGUGGAUCUGGGAUUCAUAACACACUUUAAAGGUUACUGUCUGAGGUAACUGAUUAUAGUUUACAUCUAAGUUGUUAAUAAUAAUAUUAAUUAAUACUUAGACGGAAAAGCUUGUUUUAGUCAAAUUUUUUAAAGUAUUACUCAACUACUUAUUUUUUCAGGUAAGUCACUGCCAGUAUGAUUAUAUAUAUUUAAAUUAUGUUCUCGAAUAAUGUUUUUUUGUCUAAAUAUUUCUGAGCUAUUUGGUUGUCUCCCUGACCUUUGAUUAUUUACUUGAAUUUAGUGACGACCCAACAACACCAGUCAUUGAACAUCCUAAUAAUGUAAAUUUUCCGUUGACUUCAGCAAUACCACCUCCUGAUGUUUCCAUUCAUGUUUCAAAAUCAGACAGCCAUAGUGUUAAAAAAAUUAGUACCAUAUCGUGCACACCGGUGUCAUCAUCUAAAUCAUACGAACGGAAUGACACAGUUUUGUUUAAUUACGAUCGUCAUCAGCAGGCUCAUGCAAAUCGCCAACGUGUAAAAGAAUUUGAUCGUGUAAGUUUCUUUUCUCAACAAUGUAAAUCUUUCACUGGUGAGUGAAAAUUUCGGUGUGUUAUAAUAACAAUUUUAUAUAUUCAAACAAUUCAUAUGUUGAAGUGUUUCUAAAGUUGUUUCUCAUUGCAGUAGAAUAUCUUACCACUUGAAUUGUAACUUAAUAUUAGUCCUUAGCAAAUAAACUACGGACAACAAUAAAAACAAUUUCAUUAUCAUAUUUGCUAUCUGAUGAUGGAACUGUACUACCAUUAAGGAUACUACCGGUUAGUUUAAUUUCUAAGAUUUGUUAAAUUUUCCUACGUUAGAUGCAUAAUUAAGUUGAAUCUUUUCAUUCUUCUCAAUUUUUCAUCCGUUUUUCUGUUGUUUAGAUUCGCCGCGAACAAUUAAUGAAACGAAGAGUAUAAACCAGACUAAUGUUUAAUAUUAUUACUUUUUAAGCUUCAGUUAUUAUAUAUGAUUUACACUAUUCAAGAUUCAAUUGAAAACAUUAUUAUUAUAUUUGGAUGUUUUUAUCC